AUGGAUUCCGUAAAUGCUUCUAUCCUAUCUCAUCUCAUUAUCCUUUUAGGUCAAAUUUCUCAAGUGAAAACCUGUCAUUCACACCUAUGGCCUAUCUGUUCAAACUGUUCAAGUGAUGACCUGUUCGAGGAGACCGUACCUUGUAAUACUAUUCCAUCGGACACGUCUAUUCGUCAUAACUCCUAUACAACAAGAAUGAAUUCUGCAACUACCGCUCAUUUUGGGACUGUAUCCACAUCUUAUGCAUCCAAUCCACUAAAUAUAGGCGAUACAAUUUGUCGACGGUGCCUGACCAUACAGCGGCCGCAUUGUGCUGGUGAAGUUGGCGGUUUUGGAUCUCGGUUUUCCUUGGAAUUUGAGGUGCUAUUAUCCCUUGAUUCGAAACCUGGAGCUCUUGCAUCAUCCAAAUCCUCUUUAUUCGAUGAUUCCCGCAAGGGCUUCUGUUCUAGUGAAGCAAGCAGGAAGUCGGAACAACAAAUAGCUGUAAACGUAAGUGGACUUUAUUGUUAG
This is a messenger RNA of Protopolystoma xenopodis, 510 nucleotides long. Lineage: Eukaryota; Metazoa; Platyhelminthes; Monogenea; Polystomatidea; Polystomatidae. The record is from the annotation of a GenBank genome assembly.